CACCGCCGCCGGCCUAUGUAUAAGGUGAAGCACGCGGAGCGCCAGUUCAUCGUUGUCCGUCACGUCGAGAAGGUCUUACCCUUUGAACCGGCCGAACGCGUCCCGUUCCGUGAAGUCCGGAAGAACAGACGUCGGACUUCUUCGUUCCGAGGAGACUGCGAUCCGACCGGAAGUCGUCGAGCCGACGACGACGACGACCCGCUUCUUCGAAAGUCGCCCGCUUGUCGCACGUCUACCACUCGAGAAAGGAUGAUCGUCCGUUCGUGCCUCUGUUUGGCAGCGACCAUUGCACUCGCGCUCGCCGAUGACCCCUCGUCGAACAACGUACUAUCCGUGAAGGAUGAUCCCAUGAGCUUCGAAGAAAUGCGCGGGAAUAAGAACUUCGGGUCCUCGGAGGACGCCGGGAUCGCUAAGCGAGCACCCAUGGGCUUCCAGGGCAUGCGAGGCAAAAAGGACUCAAUGGCGGAGGACAUCGAGCACGAUCUAGCCCCGGAAACCGCCGACAAACGGGCGCCCAUGGGCUUUCAAGGGACGAGGGGCAAAAAGGACAGCCUAAGCUCCGACCCGGAGGAUCCUUACGCGCCGGGCGACGCGUACGAAAAAAGAGCAUACUAUAAUAACCAGGACGAGCAUUAUAAACGGGCACCGAUGGGAUUUCAAGGAACGAGGGGCAAGAAGUCGCUCGCGGAGAUCUUGAACGAAAUUGAAAGGAGGAACACGAUGGGAUACCAGGACGAGGACACGUAUUUGUUCGAUUACGGCGAGGACUACGACGCGAGGACACCGUCGAUGACGGUCGGUAGGUUCCGGGAUGAAGACGCGCGCGACGGGAAGAACGAGAUUCUGGACGAGUGGGAGAAGAGGGCACCGAUGGGAUUUCAAGGAAUGAGAGGGAAGAAGAUGAUCCUCGACGCUGUAGAGCAGCUCGAGAAAAGGGCCCGUAUGGGAGGUUUUCACGGUAUGCGCGGCAAGAAAGACUCGCUCGCGGGCUACGUCGAUUACCCGAUCAAUCCGUCCGAGUACGCCAAGAGAGGUACAGAUAUUCGCGAAAGAAACAUUAUCGAGUCGCUGAAGAGAACACGAAUGGGUUUUCACGGAAUGAGAGGUAAAAGAGACGUGUCGCAGAUUUACGAAGUCAGUUCGAGCUACCAAGGAACGAACAACGACCGAGGAGAGAAAGCGGCUGCUUACGAGAUCGCGAAACGAUCGCCCUACAGAUACGUCGGAGUUCGGGGCAAAAAGAAUCCACGAUGGGAGUUCCGCGGGAAAUUCGUGGGUGUCAGAGGCAAGAAGUCCUCCAUGUUGCAACACCGAUCCGUCUUCUAAUGCGUUCGACGACGCAUUGGGCGCGUGAAAUGAAUGCGAUCGAGAAAUCGUCGAUGUUACUAGGUAUUCGGAUAUCAGCUGAUGUUGACGUUCCUCUUGGUAAUGACAAAAGCACGUAACGAUUAGCAUAACAUUAGGGUUUGCGUUUCUUUCUUGUAACUUGUAUUCGAAAGCGAUCCACUUGAUAACAAAACAUAGGUGUAACGCGUGUACCGUGUUAUAAUAAUCGGUUUGGUUUCCAGUUUUUAGAAUAGAAGGGUGUUCCUUAAUUUCAAAUUGGAUUCGCUUGUGUCCACGGUCGAGCGUAUCGUCGCGAUCGGCGCGUUGUCGACACCGUAAUACAGUUAAUUCUCCCUAAUUGACGCUCAAAUUCUACACAAAAAUGAACAAUUUGAGAAGGAGUGAUACCGGUCGUUCGAGCUUUUCAUAGUUGUUGAUAAUCGAUAACUAUAAAAUCGAACAAUCGUAUCUCCUCUUCCAAAAGUGUCCAGUCUUUUGUGCACAAUCUGAGCGUUAAUUAAGGAGAAUUUACCGUAAUUGCGUUUUCGUAGGAACGAUCAGUGAACGCCAUCGUAUGUAGAGUAUAGAAUAUAGUAUCGAAUGUAAAUAAUAGUUACCUUCGAUAUCGGCCGUAAAGAGCGGGUCUAUUCCUUUCCGUUGCUGUACGAUGUGUAUGUAUGUAUGUAUGUAUAUAUAUGUAUACGCUUGGAAGUUUUCCCCGAUAAUAAAUACACGAGGCGCUUCUUCGUUUCCGGGUCGUCGAUUGUUUCGGAGAAGCUGCAGUCAAUCUGGAGCGACCAAAACUGUUACAGUUAUGAAAGCUACGAAAACUAUGGAAAAUAUGAAAAAUAUGAAAA
Megalopta genalis is the source of this 2183-nucleotide messenger RNA. RefSeq names its product tachykinin (gene Tk). The record is from RefSeq and is a predicted model, not a curated record. NCBI's taxonomy places the organism in Eukaryota, Metazoa, Arthropoda, Insecta, Hymenoptera, Halictidae.